Chlorocebus sabaeus (green monkey) is the source of this 1182-nucleotide messenger RNA. NCBI's taxonomy places the organism in Eukaryota, Metazoa, Chordata, Mammalia, Primates, Cercopithecidae. The record is from RefSeq and is a predicted model, not a curated record.
GUAACUAUAAAAACUGUUCUCGGAGUUAUUUCUAAACAGAACUAAGAUCAGAAUUGUUUGAACCAUCAGAAUCGUCUAUUUUGAAAAAUCGAUUCAUGAAAUGAAUCUUCAGGCAACAACUGUUCGAGAAGGAUGUCAAUAUCACAGUGUGGAAGUUGAAAAUAUUUGCCAUGGAAGCAAGUGACUAUUUGCCUCAAGGUUAAAUAAGGCAAGAAGAGCUUCAGGUCCCUGGUCUGCAGUGAUGAGUAGAACAGACCCUUCUGCUGUCAGGUGCAGACAUUUCUCCUCCACCUUCUUUAAGGGGGCCAUUUCCUGCCAAUAGCUUUUGUAAUCUCUGAGGGGAAGAAACAGCAAACAUUUGCUAGUCAGACAAGUGACAGGAAAUGGAUUCCAAACACCAGCGUGUGAAGCUAAAUGAUGGCCACUUCAUGCCUGUAUUGGGAUUUGGCACCUAUGCACCUCCAGAGGUUCCCAGAAGUAAAGCUUUGGAGGUCACAAAAUUAGCAAUAGAAGCUGGGUUCCGCCAUAUAGAUUCUGCUCAUUUGUACAAUAAUGAGGAGCAGGUUGGACUGGCCAUCCGAAGCAAGAUUGCAGACGGCAGUGUGAAGAGAGAAGAUAUCUUCUACACUUCGAAGCUUUGGUCCACUUUUCAUCGACCAGAGUUGGUCCGACCGGCCUUGGAAAACUCGCUGAAAAAAGCUCAACUGGACUAUGUUGACCUCUAUCUCAUUCAUUCUCCAGUGUCUCUAAAGCCAGGUGAGGAACUUUCACCAACAGAUGAAAAUGGAAAACUAAUAUUUGACAUAGUGGAUCUCUGUACCACUUGGGAGGCCAUGGAGAAGUGUAAGGAUGCAGGUUUGGCCAAGUCCAUCGGGGUGUCAAACUUCAACCACAGGCAACUGGAGAUGAUCCUCAACAAGCCAGGACUCAAGCACAAGCCCGUCUGCAACCAGGGUGGACCAGAACUCCCCGGUUCUUUUGGAGGACCCAGUCCUUUGUGCCUUGGCAAAAAAGCACAAGCGAACCCCAGCCCUGAUUGCCCUGCGCUACCAGCUGCAGCGUGGGGUUGUGGUCCUGGCCAAGAGCUACAACGAGCAGCGGAUCAGAGAGAACGUGCAGGUUUUUGAAUUUCAGUUGACUUCAGAGGGAUAUGAAAGCCAUAGAUGGCUUCCAACAGAAAUC